AUGCCCACUAAACUGCCUCUUCUCUUUUUCUUUUUUUUCAUAUCUCUCACAUCAGGGUGGAAUGUGAUCAUGGUUAAUGGACAGAAAACAUGGUGUGUGGCAAAGCCUUCGUCAGAUCAAGCAACACUUUUAUCAAACCUAAAUUACGCUUGCUCUCAAGUUGAUUGUAGAGUUCUCCGUAAAGGAUGUCCCUGCUCUACCCCUGACAAUCUCAUCAACCAUGCUUCCAUAGCCAUGAAUCUCUACUAUCAAUCUAGAGGGAAAAAUCACUGGAAUUGUGAUUUUAGAGCAUCUGGCUUAGUUGUUGUCACUGAUCCAAGUUAUGGUGAUUGCAUUUAUGCAUAG
Molecule: messenger RNA, 345 nt
Organism: Lathyrus sativus (Indian pea)
Lineage: Eukaryota; Viridiplantae; Streptophyta; Magnoliopsida; Fabales; Fabaceae
Source: the annotation of a GenBank genome assembly